Molecule: messenger RNA, 3414 nt
Organism: Notothenia coriiceps (black rockcod)
Lineage: Eukaryota; Metazoa; Chordata; Actinopteri; Perciformes; Nototheniidae
Gene: atad2b
Product: ATPase family AAA domain containing 2B
Exons: 24
Biological process (GO): nucleosome assembly; nucleosome disassembly; transcription initiation-coupled chromatin remodeling
Cellular component (GO): nucleus
Molecular function (GO): histone binding; chromatin binding; ATP hydrolysis activity
Source: RefSeq, a predicted model, not a curated record
GAGAGAGAAAUGGCGCCUCGAUGCUGCGCUCACUGAGGCAGUGUUUGGAGCCGGCUAGGGAGAUUCAGUAAGGGCAGACAAAGGGAAAAAACAUGGUGAAUACAAGAAAAAGCUCACGGCCGGGAAGCGAUCUCUUCAUAUCCUCGAGGACUAGGUCGUCGUCGAGAACCGAGAUGAACUCUGAGGAACAUAAGGAGCCCAGUAGUGAUGUGAGCAGUCCCAGCAGCCCGCGCUUGGCUCCCCCUUCCAAGCGAACGCGGCGGCAGACGGCCUCUGAGCCCAGCUCCAGCGACACCUCUCCGUCCCCACAGACCAAAGCCCAGAGGGUCAGCUGGGAAAUUCCCACCUACCGCACCAGGUUGUCCUCUCGCAUCAUGCAAAAUGGCCACGCCCAUAUGAGUCACCGGAAUGAGGAGCGUGGAGUGGGGGAUCACUCUCACAUGAAUGGACAUGUGGAGCUGAAGAGGAGCUGCCGAGUGAAGAAGAGCCAGUUCGAACACCUCAAUCAGAGCCUGCUGUUCGACCAGCUGGUCAACAGGGAGGGACGGGGACCCCUACUUCCACCACGACUGUCGACCAGGCGGACUGCUCAGUGCGUCAGGGGUCUGCGGCCAUAUCGACAAACCACCCGACCCAUCUUGAAACACAGACCUCGUCUUGUUUACCGUGCUUUCACUGCCGAGGCUGUCCUUCAGGAAAUGGACAACAUCAGCAGCAUCAGGCAGAACCGCGAGGUGGAGCGUCUCCGCAUGUGGACAGGAGACACUGAGGAGGAAAACAUGGACAUGUAUUCCCGGGUGAAGCGCAGGAAAUCCAUGCGCAGGAGCACUUUCAGCAUGCCCACACACCACAAAGCCAUGAGUAAAACUGAGCAGGAGGAUGAAGAGGAGGAAGGAACGGAAGAUUCUCACGGUGAGGAAGAAGAGCAGGAUGCAGAGGAUGAAGAUGAUGAAGGGGAUGAAGCAGAAGAAGCAGGGGAGGACAAUGACAGACGGUAUAACCUGAGGCAACGAAAGGCUGUGCAGAGAUAUGAGGCACCACCUAUCGAGCCGGUGAACAGAAAACAGAGCAACCCCUCACUUUUUGACACCCUCAGAUCCCCAGCAAGAAGAAGCCAUAUAAGAGUCAAGAAACACGCCAUUCACAGCAGUGACACCACCUCGUCUUCUGAUGAAGAGCGGUUCGAGCGGAGAAAAGGCAAAAGCAUGACCCGGGCCAGGAACAGAUGUUUGCCCAUGAACCUGACUGGAGAAGAUUUAUCUAGUGGGGUGCUGCGUGAUCGGGUGAAAGUGGGUGCCAGCUUGGCUGACGUGGAUCCCAUGAAUCUUGAUAGCUCAGUGAAAUUUGACCAUGUGGGAGGCCUCAGUAACCACAUCAAGUCACUUAAAGAGAUGGUUGUGUUCCCACUGCUUUAUCCUGAGAUCUUUGAGAAGUUUAAGAUUCAGCCCCCCAGAGGGUGUUUGUUCUACGGGCCUCCCGGGACGGGAAAGACUCUGGUAGCACGGGCGCUUGCCAAUGAGUGUAGCCAGGGAGACAAGAAGGUUUCCUUCUUCAUGAGGAAAGGAGCCGACUGCCUCAGCAAGUGGGUCGGGGAAUCAGAACGCCAGCUACGCCUGCUCUUCGACCAGGCUUACCUGAUGAGGCCAUCCAUCAUCUUUUUUGACGAGAUUGAUGGUUUGGCUCCUGUUCGCUCUAGCAGGCAAGACCAGAUACACAGUUCUAUUGUGUCCACACUCUUGGCCUUGAUGGACGGCUUGGACAGUCGCGGGGAGAUAGUUGUCAUCGGUGCUACAAACAGACUUGACUCUAUCGACCCGGCACUCAGGAGGCCUGGACGCUUUGACCGGGAGUUUCUGUUCAACCUGCCCGACAAGAAGGCCAGAAAGCACAUCUUGGAGAUUCACACACGGGAAUGGAAUCCCAAAUUGUCUAAGCCGUUCAUAGAUGAAAUUGCAGAAAAAUGCGUCGGCUACUGCGGCGCAGACAUCAAAGCACUUUGCACAGAGGCAGCCUUGGCCGCGUUGCGCCGCCGCUACCCCCAGAUCUACGGCAGCAGCGUCAAACUGAGCCUGGAUGUCACCUCCAUCGUCCUGGGGGCCUGCGACUUCAGCAAGGCCAUCAGGACAAUCGUCCCCGCCUCCCAGAGGGCACUGGCCCCCCCCGGCCGAGCCCUGUCCCCCACCCUCAGGCCCCUGCUGGCCAGCUCUUUCUCCUUGGUGCUGAAGGCCCUGCUCCGAGUCUUCCCCCAUGCUCACUGUACUGACGGGGACAACACACACGGCGGUGACAAUCAACUGCUCGAAGAGGACUACAGCGACGAUGACAAUAAGCAACGCUCCACUUCCAUCUAUGAAGUCCAGCCUGCUGCAUCCCCAAAGACUCAGCUUUCCUCUUCUGCAACGCACACACCCUUCCUCCACUUCUCCUUCUCCGCCCUCCAACAGCCCACAGCAUACCGGCCUCGUCUGAUGCUGGCUGGGGCCUCGGGCUCAGGACAGAGCUCCCACCUGGCCCCCGCCUUGCUGCACCACCUAGACAAACUGCCGGUGCACCGCCUGGAUUUGCCCACUCUCUACUCCGUCAGUUGUAAGACGCCAGAGGAGUCCUGUGCUCAGGUUUUCCGGGAGGCCCGGCGGAGCGUGCCCAGCGUGGUCUUCAUGCCGCACAUCUCAGAGUGGUGGGAGACAGUGAGUGACACUGUGAAGAGCACCUUCCUCACCCUGCUGCAUGAUGUGCCCUCCUUCAGCCCCGUCCUCAUCCUCGCCACAGCUGAGACUCACUACUCACAGCUGUCAGACGAGGUGAGGAGUAUUUUCCAGAGGUCUUACGGGGAGGUAGUGACGCUGUGCCCUCCGGAAGAAGAGGACAGGAGGAGCUUCUUCUCUGACCUGCUGCUGGAGCAAGCAGCCAGGCCUCCACCACGCCUCAAGAAUCAAGGGAGGUGUGAAGAGGUUCUGCCAGCGGCUGAGGCUCCGGGGCCCAGAGUCCUGUCAACAGAGGAACAGCGCCGCCUGGCUGAGCAGGAGGAGAACACACUACGCGAGCUCAGGCUCUUUCUCAGGGACGUGACCAAGCGCCUGGCCACCGACAAACGUUUUAACAUCUUCAGCAAGCCAGUUGACAUCGAUGAGGUGUCUGACUACAUGGAGGUGAUUCUGCAGCCCAUGGAUCUGUCCACCAUCAUGACCAAGAUUGACACCCACCAGUACCUGAGGGUGAAGGACUUCCUGGGAGACAUCGAUCUCAUCUGCAGUAAUGCUUUAGAAUACAACCCUGACAAGGAUCCUGGAGACAAGGUGAUCCGGCACCGAGCAAGCAGUUUAAAGGACACCGCUCACGCUAUAUUUGCUGCCGAGCUGGACCCAGAGUUCGACCGCAUGUGCGAAGAAAUCAAAGAGGCGCGCUGGAAGAAAG